Messenger RNA from Haemonchus placei, 339 nucleotides. Lineage: Eukaryota; Metazoa; Nematoda; Chromadorea; Rhabditida; Trichostrongylidae. The record is from the annotation of a GenBank genome assembly.
AUGACAAAGCCUGGACGGCGAAAGCUCGACAAACAAACAUGGCUGUGGACGGACCAUGUCAGGGAUAAAUUCUGUGAGAAGAAGCAGUACCACGCAUUUCUUAUCGAAAAGACAGUCGACAAUUGUCAGCGCUAUCAGAAAGCGAAGAAAGAGGCGAAGAAGGCCGUUGCGUCUGAGAAAGCGGCUCAUUAUGCCGAUCUUAAUAGGAAACAUGAGUCUCGUGAUAGUGAGCGGUACAUUUACCGACUAGCAAAGACAUGCAAUUGCCAGACCGAGGAUAUAGAAAAGUUGUUUGGCAUAAAUGACGAGAACAGUCACUUUUUGACGGACCGCAGGUAA